UACUGAAUCAAUUUCUAGAGAUGAAGAGGAUUUGAAGCCAUUCCUUUCUAUGCAGAGAAAUCAUUGUUCUUAAAGUGUAUCAGCAUCACUUUGUUGAUCCAAAUGAGCAAGUCUCUGGUUUUAGGCUUUUACAUCACCAUAUGCUGCAUCUCUUUUGUCAUUUCCAAAAUCAUCAUCUCAGUUCUCCUCUACAGAAGAUGGAAAAGAAAGCACAUGAUUUAUGAAGAAGCUUAUCCAGGUGGAAGGAUGGUGAUAUUUAGGUGUUCAGUGCUUCAAUCAAUGACGUCUGAUAUGGUUUUAAAGAAGACACUGAAACUGAGCAACGAGGACAUUAUUGGAUCUGGUGGGUAUGGGACAGUUUAUAAACUGCAAAUAGAUGACACCAAAGCCUUUGCAGUGAAAAGGCUCAGCAAAGGAACUGCAGAUAGAGAGAGAGGCUUUGAGAGAGAGCUGGAAGCAAUGGCAGAUAUAAAACACCGCAAUAUUGUGACUCUUCAUGGUUACUAUACUGCCCCUCAUUACAACCUUCUCAUAUAUGAGCUCAUGUCUAAUGGAAGCUUAGAUUCCUUUCUACAUGGACGAUCAAAGAACAAGUUGUUUUUGGAUUGGCCAACAAGGUACAGAAUAGCCCUAGGUGCUGCUAGGGGAAUAUCAUAUCUUCACCAUGAUUGUAUCCCUCACAUUAUCCACAGAGAUAUCAAAUCAAGUAAUAUAUUGCUGGAUCACAACAUGGAGGCUCGAGUUUCUGAUUUCGGGUUGGCCACCUUAAUGGAACCCAACAAAACUCAUGUUACAACCGUUGUGGCCGGAACUUUUGGAUACUUAGCGCCUGAAUACUUUGAUACGGGAAGAGCAACUGUAAAAGGGGAUGUCUACAGCUUUGGAGUUGUGUUAUUGGAGCUUUUAACUGGGAAAAGACCCAAUGAUGAAGCAUUCAUAGAGGAAGGAAGCAAGCUUGUCACAUGGGUGAAGGCUGUAGUUCAAGAGCGGAAGAAGGAGCUAGUUCUCGACAACACCUUGGGAUCCUGUCCCAUCCAAGAGGUUGACAAUGUGUUCAACGUUGCAAUGAUGUGUCUUGAACCAGAUCCUCUCAAGAGGCCAACCAUGGCUGAGGUUGUCACCUUCCUGGAGCAAACAAACCCCACACAAACUUGAUAAAGCUUCCUCCUGAUAGGGAUAUUCUGAAAAUUCAAGUGAGAAUUUGUUCUGUAACUAUAGGAACUUUAGACUUGGAAAUGAUUCACAGUGACAUGAUGACAAUUGAGCAUGGCAAAUGGCUUAUAUGGUAGGAGUAGGACAAAAUGGAUGUAGCUCUU
Molecule: messenger RNA, 1316 nt
Organism: Neltuma alba
Lineage: Eukaryota; Viridiplantae; Streptophyta; Magnoliopsida; Fabales; Fabaceae
Product: receptor-like serine/threonine-protein kinase At1g78530
Exons: 6
Coding region: 103-1155 (350 amino acids)
Biological process (GO): protein phosphorylation
Molecular function (GO): ATP binding; protein kinase activity
Source: RefSeq, a predicted model, not a curated record